UUUGGACAGACAAUAAUACAUAGUGAGACUCUCCACUCUCCAGUCUCAAGUCAGCCAGUGUACUACAGUUUUCUGUGCUGGCAUGGGCCAUUGUCAAAUGCCUUCUUUUCACUGCUUUUUAUUCUCUUUUUUACCUCCCUCUCUCUCUCUCACCUAAAAAAGAAAAGAAAAACUAAAAAAUAGUACUAUCUUCCAUAUCUUUCUUUCUACUAGGAGUUCUAUCUUCCAUAUCUUUCUUUCCCUGUACUUUUCUCUCCUUUUCUACAACCACAAAAACACAACUCAAUGACCCACUAAACAUUCACACACCAUGAAUGAACUCUAGGCAUUUACUAAUGGAAAUGGAUUCAGGCUCCCUAACCGAGUCAGCUACUUCCAAUGCAACUUCUCCGCCAGCUGAGUCUGUUAAUGGAUUGAAAUUUGGUAAGAAGAUUUACUUUGAGGAUCACGUGGGGGUCGGUGCUCCGGCUAAGAGCGGAACUGGGUCAUCCUCAUCCGGUUCCGGGUCAGGGUCAUCUAGGAAGGCUCAGGGUGGACAGCACCAGCAGCCACCAAGGUGUCAAGUUGAAGGGUGCAAAGUAGAUCUGAGUGAUGCUAAGACUUACUAUUCAAGGCACAAAGUUUGUAGUAUGCACUCCAAGUCUCCUAGAGUUAUUGUUGCUGGUUUGGUGCAAAGAUUUUGCCAGCAAUGUAGCAGAUUUCAUCUACUUCCUGAAUUUGACCAAGGAAAACGAAGUUGCCGCAGGCGCCUAGCUGGCCAUAAUGAGCGACGGAGGAAGCCACCAUCUGGAUCGGUGUUGUCCGCUCGCCAUGGCCGAUUCUCUCCCUCUUUGUUUGAUAAUAGCAGCAGAGCUGGAGGCCUUCUUGUGGACUUUAGUGCAUAUCCAAGGCAUACUGGGAGAGAUGGAUGGCCUGCAGCAAGGUCUUCUGAGCUUACCCCCGGGAAUGAUACUGCUGCCACAGGAAGGUCUAUAUCUCAUAUGUGGCAGAUAAGCUCCCAGAAUCCUCCAUCCAACCUUUGCUUGCAAGGCUCAACUGGCGGGACUGGCCUUUUCAGUUCAGGAAUUCCUCCGGGAGAAUGCUUCACAGGAGUUGCUGUUUCAGACUCGAGCUGUGCUCUCUCUCUUCUGUCAAAUCAACCAUGGGGCUCCACAAACCGAGCAUCAAGUCUUGCGGUGAAUGACUUGUUUAGUGCCGAAGAGGCACCCGUGGUUCAAUCAACAGCUCACCAUGGUGCGGCUGUCAAUCAGUAUCCAAUCCCUUGGAGCUUCAAGAGCAAUGAAGGAAGUAACAGUUCACAUGAGAUGUGCCCUGAUCUAGGUCUGGGUCAAAUUUCAAUGCCUCUCAACAGUCAACUUGCUGGUCAGCUCGAGCAGUCUCAACAGAAUAGGAGGCAAUACAUGGACCUCGAGCAUUCCAGGGCUUAUGACUCUUCAACCCAGCACAUCCACUGGUCACUUUAAGUGGCCCUGCCUUAUUGGUUGUUAAAGGCUACUCGGAUUAAUAACUAGGAAGGUGAACUUCUGCCUGAUCUUUUGUUUCGGUUAAACCCAGGAUGAUUACUCUUUGGCUCUUGCCCGUGUUUUGAUUGUAACAUAUAGACAAGCAAGGUGCUGUAUUUCUUAUGCCAGCUUUAAAGAUCGUUGUCAAGAAUUAUCUAUUA
This is a messenger RNA of Populus trichocarpa (black cottonwood), 1663 nucleotides long. Its product is annotated as squamosa promoter-binding-like protein 9. The transcript has 3 exons. Gene Ontology annotation, cellular component: nucleus. Lineage: Eukaryota; Viridiplantae; Streptophyta; Magnoliopsida; Malpighiales; Salicaceae. Bases 315 to 1463 code for a protein of 382 amino acids. The record is from RefSeq and is a predicted model, not a curated record. Gene Ontology annotation, molecular function: DNA binding.